Molecule: messenger RNA, 2399 nt
Organism: Petromyzon marinus (sea lamprey)
Lineage: Eukaryota; Metazoa; Chordata; Hyperoartia; Petromyzontiformes; Petromyzontidae
Gene: NPNT
Product: nephronectin
Cellular component (GO): membrane
Molecular function (GO): calcium ion binding
Source: RefSeq, a predicted model, not a curated record
UGGCUGAGCCCCACACACGCGCACGGACACUCACGCACAGUUCAGCGGUCUCGCGGGCUUCACUGCGUGCGGUGGAGGUGGGGGGGUGGACUUUUUUCGAGUCUUGUCAACUCUCCUCUCCAAUAUAAACGGGCAGCCGAGUGAGUGCGUGUAAGCUGCUUACGGGGAGUUGGCUUCGUCACCCACGCAGGAUUGCAUUUCAUACUCGUCUACAGUACUUUGAAGGUUGUGUAAACAACAAUAACUUUGACGAGCUCACUGCGAGGCUGGCUGGCGUGUUGAAGACAUCUCUGGGCACAAUGACCCCUCUACCACUCCUGCUGCUGGGCUGUAUUUGCUUCUGGACACUGCCGACCAGUGGACAGCACCAAAGCAUAAGCAGGUACCGACAGUACCACCACCUGAUCGUGGGGCCCCGUGCUCCAUACGGGAUCCCGGCAGGCAUCCAUCCCGGGGUGUGCCGCUUCGGCACGCGUCUCGACUGCUGCUACGGUUGGCACUGGACGGAGAGGGGCACCUGCCAGCCGAUCUGCGAGCUGGGAUGCAAGCACGGAGAGUGUGUGGGGCCCAGCAAGUGCAAGUGCCAUCCGGGCUUCACCGGCAAAACCUGCAACCAGGACUUCAACGAGUGCGGCCUGAAGCCCCGGCCGUGCCAGCACCGCUGCAUGAACACGUACGGGAGCUACCGCUGCUACUGCCUCAACGGCUACAUGCUCACCCACGACGGCAGCUGCACCAACAUGCGCACGUGCGGCAUGGCCGGCUGCCAGCACGGCUGCGAGGAGACGGGCGGGGAGGUGCGUUGCCUGUGUCCCUCCACGGGCCUGCAGCUGGGGCCUGACGGACGCACCUGCAUAGACGUGGACGAGUGCAAGGUGGGCAGGGCCGUGUGCCCGCGUCACAAGAAGUGCGUCAACACCUUCGGCAGCUACCUCUGCAAGUGCAUCGACGGCUACGACCUCAACUACCACAGCGGCAAGUACCAAUGCAAAGACACGGACGAGUGCAAGCUGGGCAAGCACAGGUGCCACGCCAACGCCGUGUGCUACAACACGCCCGGCUCCUACCGCUGCAAGUGCAAGCCGGGCUUCCGUGGCAGCGGCUCCGACUGCACACCGGUGCCAGAAAUCCCCAACGUCGCCUCGCCCGUCUUCCUGGGCGGGGGCGGCAGCCGCCACUACCUGCGCAACCUGGUCACCGGGCGGCACAGCGUCGUCCGGCCGCACCGCAAUGAGCUCAGGAACGAGAUCCCCACGCCGCCGCCGCCGCCCCCGGCGGCACCCGCGCGCACCCCGGCCCGCACCGAGCGGCGGCCCGGCCUCCAGCCCUUCGACUACGACGAGAGCGGAGCGUUCAUCGGCGCGCCCCGAAAGCCGGAGGGGCCCGCCGGCCGCAAGGGCCUCAAGGAGGAGAGCAACGCGGUCGGAGGGACCACGGCCCUCGGAGGAGCGACGGUCACGGACGGAGCGGGGACCGCCGGUGGGAGCGUGGGAGGUGGGGGGAGUGCCGGAGGUGGGGGGACGGGAGGAGCCGGUGGGACGGGAGGAGCCGGUGGGACGGGAGGAGCCGGUGGGACGGGAGGAGCCGGUGUGACGGCAGGGCCCGGCGUUGCGGCUGGAACGGGAGCCGUGGGGCAGACCCCCCGGCCGGACGGUGGAGACGGCGUCCACGCGAGCAACAGCAUCGACCCCGAACCUCAGAAGCCUCGUGGAGACAUCUUUGUGCAAUCUGGGAAGGAAACCUUUCAGGGCGCCAUCUCAAUCGACUGGGGCAGCAGCGCGGACAGAGAGAAUUUCUACAGGAACUGCGCCUUUGGGCAAGGAACCUGCGAGUGGAUGCAAGACGCUGAAGACGACUUUGACUGGAAAUUCCUGGAAUCGCCCGAUGGCCGCGAGCGCUACAUGACGGUCCCGGCCACCUCGAGUCGCCGCCGCGAGAUCGGCCGACUGAGCCUCUCCCUGUCCAGUCCUGUGCCGCAGGGCGACUUCUGCGUGUCGUUCCGCUACCGCGUGGCGGGCGAGCACCCGGGGAAGCUGCGGGUGAUGCUGCAGAGGGGCGGCCGCGUGGGACCACCCGUGUGGGAGUGGUGGGGCGCUGCCACGGGCCAGUGGCGCCAUUCGGGGCUCACGUUGCUGCCCACGGCGCUGGAGAGCAUCGUCUUCGAAGCCGAGAGAGGCAAGGGGAGGAAUGGAGAGAUCAGCCUGGGAGACGUGAUGCUCAAGUCCGGACCCUGCCCCGAAGAGCUCAUGGAAGAUUAGUGGAGGGCGGCGAUCCGGCGUGCGUGCACGUGCGCGCACACACGCACGUGCACGCACACGCGCACACACCUAUACACGCACACGCGCGCACACCUACACACACGCACACACCUACACAUACGCACGCACGCACACGCCUAC